AUGAUGAAUGAGAGAAGCACCAUAAUCAAUGCGCUGAAAAAUUCAGCAACCUCGCGUUUCAUCAAGAGGUUGACUCCGGACACUUCCCUGUCCUCUGUUGCGGAGGCACUUAAUGCCGUUCAGCAACACAGUGCAACAGAUCCGGUGAGAUUGAAGCUCUUCCAUACGCCUCGGAUGGUCUCGCAGGGGGCACAUUUUGCGUUCAGUUUGCCAACGAAAAAGCCCCAUUACAAGCCGUUGCUGCUUUCGCACAAGGCUCUAGAUGAGUUCAGUUUGAAACAGGACCGUGAUUUGGAGAAAAUUUUGGCUGGCGAAAAAGUGUACUUCUCCGAUGAUAUCUUUCCCUACAGUAUGGUGUACUCUGGAUUUCAAUUCGGUUCGUUUGCUGCACAACUGGGGGACGGCCGUGUGGUGAACCUGUUUGACCUGAAAGACAACCGCGAUGGUCAAUGGCAAACGUUCCAGUUGAAAGGGGCUGGCCUGACGCCAUUUUCCCGGUUUGCGGACGGUAAGGCUGUGUUGAGGUCGAGUAUACGUGAGUUCAUAAUGAGCGAGGCGUUGCACAGCAUUGGGAUUCCCUCCACAAGAGCCAUGCAGCUGACCUUGCUACCGGGCACCAAAGCGCAAAGACGCACGCAAGAGCCGUGCGCCGUGGUGUGUCGGUUUGCACCCAGUUGGAUUCGGCUGGGCAAUUUCAACUUGUUCAGAUGGAGACACGAUCUGGAAGGGUUGAUCAAGUUGUCGGACUAUUGCAUUGACGAAGUGUUUGACGGAGGCAAGCAGUUCGAGGGGAAACCCGACUUGAAUGUAUUCAAAAGCGACUUUUUCCCUGAUAAGGAACAGAAAAUCGACCAGCAAGUGGAACAGGAUGAGAACGACGAACAGGGAGCCUCCCUGGAUGGCGAAAUUUCUGCGUUGAGUAAGUACGACAAGUUUUUCAGACAUGUAGUCACUCUAAAUGCAAACACAGUGGCGCAUUGGCAAGCAUACGGGUUCGCCAACGGUGUCUUGAACACGGACAACACUUCAAUCAUGGGGCUGACCAUGGACUACGGCCCGUUUGCCUUUCUAGACAAGUUCGACCCGAGCUUCACGCCCAACCACGACGACACGUCCAACAGAUACUCGUUUGCCAACCAGCCCAGUAUCAUAUGGUGGAACCUGCAACAGUUCGCCAAGGAUCUGGCAUGCCUCAUGGGGCCCGAGGGACGCGACCUUGAGUCCUUGCUCAAGGGCGAGUUGAACGAGGUGGACGACGCCCUGGAGAAGACCAUGAUCGAGAGAGUGCAAAAGCUGGUGGAAUUGAACGCCAAUGAAUACAAGUACGUGUUCACCACGAGGUACGCGCAGCUGAUGUCUCAAAGACUCGGCGUCGAUCUGGACCUGGCAACGUGCAUGAGCUCCACCAAGCGUGAAGACAUCGAGCGUGCCGCGGAGAAAGCCCGCGAGUUCUGUACCGCCAUCGUCGAGCCAUUGCUGGACGUCUUGAAGAUCACGAACAUUGACUACAACAACUUCUUCAUCCAUUUGCAGAACUACAGGGGGCCCUUCUUCGUCAAGGAUAAGACCGAGGCAACAACACUCUUCGCAGCGUUCGACCAAGAAUACCUACAAAUAUUCUUCAACGCAAGCCAACUAGACCAAAUGGGGGAACACGAAAAAACCAUCGCGGCUGGUAAGAAGGUGUUCGACACCGACGGCGAAGUUCGCCUGCUGGACGAGAACCUGGAGAAAAUAUACGACUGGACACAAGACUACUUGGCACUAGCGCCCCCCACGAACGCCACGGCAAGAACCUCUCUCGCCAAGAAAUCCAACCCGCUAUUCGUACCCCGGAGCUGGGUGCUGGAAGAAGUGGUAGACGACCUGAUGUACAACCAAAGGGACGGCUUGCGGGAUCCCGCCUCGACGCUGGACACCUCCGCGCUCAAGAAGCUAUACCUGAUGAGCGUGAACCCGUACGACCGCGCCGGGUGGGACGCCGCGCUAAGACCCGAGCUGGAGCAGAAAUGGACCGACUUGUCGCACCAGGAGGGUGCCAAGUUCAUGAAACAGGCCUCCUGCAGCAGCUGA
Molecule: messenger RNA, 2073 nt
Organism: Saccharomyces eubayanus
Lineage: Eukaryota; Fungi; Ascomycota; Saccharomycetes; Saccharomycetales; Saccharomycetaceae
Gene: FMP40
Product: Fmp40p
Exons: 1
Coding region: 1-2073 (690 amino acids)
Source: RefSeq, a predicted model, not a curated record